AGAUGGAGGUGAAGUUUUCGCCGUUUCAGUUCAUGUUAACACAAAACACCGCGAGAAGGCCAGUCGUCGUCGAUUGGCGUUCGUUGGUCGAUGUCUGUACAAUUUUGAUGUCGCGCUAUGUGAAGUGCAGGAAAGCAAGUGUGUGCAUGUGUAAAAGAGACACGGUAUAAAAAUUAUGUGAAUGUGGAUAUCGAGUGCAAUCCCCCAUCGUUUCAAAUAAACUUUCAAAAUUGACUGUACAGCCAAAUAUGUUUCGGAUAUAUUAUAUUUACAAGGAUAUAUUAGAUAUUUAAAAGAUUGAUAACCUGAAGAUGAACACGAACAGAAACGGGUUAGAUGGCGAUUGUAACUGCCGUAUAAAACUUAAACGAGUCCUUGCGAUUGUUAUGAGGAAGGAAGGAUGCAGAGGUGAUCCUGGAGAUUUUUGGAUGUACGAAAACGGUUAUUUAUUAUUUCAGGGAUUGCUUUCUGCUAAUUCAAUCUGUUGGUGGAAUAACGGCCUAAACGGAGCUACUAAAAAUUUAGUUUAUAAUGGUUACGUGAAUCCUGGUGCGCUGCUGGUUGCAGCAGAACCUUGUGCCUUGGAAAUUUUGAGAAACGCUUGGUCUAGAAGGGUUCUGCAACCACCUCCAGGAUACCAAAUAGUAGCUUUAGAAGACAUAGAAGAAUCAACGAUAACUCCAGUACCACAAACCCAAUGGACACCUCUUCCGGAAGCAGUUUGUUCGGUUGUUUUGAGGUUAUCGAGUCAAGGAAGACCGGCCGGUCUCGAAACAAUAAGAGAAUCUCUAAUAAUGGCUUUUCCACAUGUAUCACCUCCAAGUGAACAAGCUCUUUACGACACCUUGGUACAAUUAACGAAAGAAAAGAAACUCUAUAAUACAUCAAGCGGUUAUUAUAUAGUUACACCAGAGCGAAGACGUUCGAGGAGCCAAUCAAGAGGAAGAAAGAAAGAUGAUAUUGGUGUCGAUUCCUCAGCUAAUAAAACGAUGCUCAUGUCGACUGAAGAAGCAGUGGUUAUGGUUCACGGUGAUAUAGCUACUAUUAGAGAUGGCAACGUUACACAUCAAUGUAUACAAACCAAUUUAGCCGACGUUAUAUGCGGAGGUAAUGCCAGCGAUAAAAUACUGUACGCUCGUACCAAACGACGUUCCUCUUCGUUUCCUUCUCCCAGAAGUCCAGACAGAAGAGGAUCGUUCAGACUUUGGAAUUCCAAUAGAAGACUUCGAAGAUCAGCUUCUACUAGAACAAUCGCUAAACAUUAUGUGGAUACAAGCAGUAGUACCGAGUAUCCCCAUAGUGGGGAAUCUACGCCCACUCCAAAAAAAGUAUCACUACUAUCAAGGCUGUUUAGAAGAUCGAAACGUUCUCAGUGCCAUAUCGGAACGUUUGGAGCUCAAUUUCCACCAACAGAAUGGUUCAAUUCAAAAGCUGUUCAUUUACAUAACGUUGGUACUCAAACAGCCACACCAGAUAAGGAAAAUGGUAUUAACAUUGCGGCAUAUAUAGAAACAUGCGAAAUUAGUUCCUCUAGAUCGGCAUCUUUACCACGAAACCACCGAAGACAACUUUCCACUGAUUUAACAUUCGCCACUCCUUUAACUGGAUCGAGAGAAAACUCCCCCAUAUCUCGAUACAUAAAUUCGUCUUAUUCUAGUAGUACUUUACCGAGAAAACACGCUUAUAGAAGCCGGGAAAGUUCGAGAAAAGCGAGUAAAAAUAAACCGUCAACUAACCAAGAAAAUAAACAACAAGAACUCACCGAAACCGUUAUUAAUGAAAGACUGUGUUCACCUUCAUUAGAUUCCACCGCGAAUUUAAGCUUAGAAGAUAAUUCUAGCUCAAUCGCAGAUUCCCCGGUGAAAAAUUUAUCGAGUAUUGAUAACAGCGGACCGAGCAGUAUAGAGUCUCAUAAGAGCAGCAAAACCGGUAGCUCAAUAACGAGCGGACCAUCCAGUUUGGAAUCCCACAAAACCGUCAUCAAUAAAAGCUCAAUAGAUUCACUUUCUAGAAACGCUAGAAACUAUAAAAAAGAAAGUAGUCCAAAAACGAACCACCAGAAAUCUUCCAUGCCUCACAGUAACUCGUUCACUUUACAAGUAACGAGCGGUACUUCUUUUAAUGGUACCCCCGGGGCGAAUACUAAAAUAUUUGUACAGAAUUCACCGGUCAGAUCGGUUAUAACUUUCGAAAACGGACAGGUCGAGAAGAAUCCUAACGUGGUGAUUAUAAAUAAAGAAAAAGAAGAUAAGGAACCUAAACCUACGAAAAAUACGAACCAACAAGGUUUCAAUAACACCGAAACCAAAUUCGAAGGAAUGAAUAAUAACCGUAAAUUAUCCCUACAACUCCCUAGUAAAGACGGACUAAAUUACCACAACGUUAUAAAGAACGUCUCUCAUAAUAUCGUUAAUUCCAACCCGGAUUCUCCGAUAGCUAAUUCUUUUAGAGAAUUUUCUAAGAAUUCCUUCACCAGCACGCCGCCUAGUCCUACGAAAAGUUACGAAGGAAUCCCGAUGUUUUCUUCGAUUAAAUAUCAGAAAAACGAAGUGGGAUCCAAUUGUUUAGAUAAAGGAAAAAUAUUAGACAAAAACGUCGUCGGAUCCGAACCUAAUAUCUGUAUCAAAGAAAGAACUUUAACAAGGGAAAACAGCAAUCAUCAAUUUCCCAGUUUGAGUGACCUAAGUUUCAAUUUUACCAGUCUAACGGCGCAGAAAAUACUGAAAGGUGUCAGUAUAAACAGCGUGGAUACGCUAGUCGAACUUAAUAUGGCGGCGAAUCUUGAAAAACAAAAUAAUUGCGACGUGGUACAUACCGAUUUCGGUCUCGUGUAACUUCUGUUAACUUUUUAAUUAAAGUUAACGGUAAGGUUAAUCAAAAUUCGAUGAAAAGCGACUGCGAUACAGAAAUUGGCUCAAUAGGAAGCUACAUAAAAGUUAUUUAGGACACUCUGUACGUUCUUAACUAUUAGGGUAAUCCAUUUGCGGUCCCUUUAGCUCCUGGGGGCUACCAGAAUUAGAGCGUGACUGUUGUAUUUCUGUACCUAUAUGUCUCAUCAUCUCUUUCCUACAGUAUAAGCUCCAAGUUUUGCUAUUGCCCUCUAGUCUCAUAUGUCCAGGGCUCCAGAGGGAUUUUCAUCGUUAACUACCUUAUAACAAUCAACUUUGAUAAUGAAAAGAGUAAAAUUAACUACAGUAUAUAAGUUAACUGAAUAAAAAGCUAAAUACACCGAGUUAAAAGUUAUUUGGGACAAUCUUUAUUAUUUUUAUCGCCUCGUCGUUCUUAAUUAUCUAGGUAAUCUCUUUGAUUUAUCCAUAGCUCAUGAGGACUUCCAGAAUUGUAGCUUGAUCGUUGUUCAGGAUGUGUAUGAUAAUUCCAACUUUCAUUCCAUAAUAAUCUACGAUCUUAUUUGUGUUUCAAUCGAUUCCAAUGUGCCCUGGGAUUAGACGUACUCAGUUGCAGUAUUUCCUUCUUCCAGUAUGAAAGUUUCAGCUAAUCUGUAGCCUUAUGUCUUUCUCUUUCUCCUUUUACCACAUCUUAAGAUGUACUGAAGAAUUCCCAUUACAGUUUCGGGUUCUGUCAAUGAUUCAGUCACAUUGUCUUCUCUAAUGCUAAUUUUAUGAGACUCAAAUGUUUUCUAAGUAACGUUGAGACUCACUAUAUAUAAUAUAAUAUGGAAAUAAUUAGAAAUUUUGCUUGGGACGCCUAAUCUCCGCCUAAUUCCGAAUAAUUUAUAUAUUUAUAAGGUUAGGUGUCUAAAGUGAAGGUGUACAGGUGCACCAGUACUUAAAAGACAGUCAAAAAUGACCUAAAGAACUACAGACCAAAUUCUUUUAUUACUAAUAUGUUGAAUAUCUUCUGGUGGAACAAUUUUACAUCUAUCUUGGAAUAAAAUAAUCAGCAACUGUUAAUUUGUGUGUAGAAAGGGUUACUUGGUUUAUAAAUUGUUUCCAGUAACGCAAAUAUGUGGUAAAAAGGACUUUUAAUUCAUCUGCAAUAUGAAAUACCUGAGAGGUUUCAUGAAUGGAAAAUUCUCUACUAAAAUCUUUAUAUGGGACACUACAUUAACGCAAAUAUUAUGUGGUUAAAUUGCUUCGUAGGUAACAAAAAUUAAAUCACUGACAGUUUUGAUUCCUUAAAAACUAUUAUUUUAUUUUAGACACUCUAUAUUUCAAAAUUAUAUACUAAUCCAAAUAAUAUAUAGAAACUUUGUGCUUAGAAUGAAGAUCUGAAAGACAGGAGUGUAUCCACAAUGUUUUGAGGUAGCCAGGAAUGUACUAGAAACAGGGGUGAAAACCCCAUGGAAUUAUUAGAUAAUUAUGUAAAAAUUAACUCAGAACUCUAAUUGUUACUUCAUUAACAUACAUUUUAGCAAAAAUUCAAUGGGAGCGUUGGCUUUCCAUGGUUUUAGAAAGUUUGGAUCGUAACUUGUUGUUUUAAGUUUCAAAAAUGACUGUAAAUUUUCAUUUGUUAGAAAGCUUCUUACUCUACUUCUAAUAUAGAUAAUCAGUACUCCAAAUGUCAACUUCUUUGUUUUACUGUAGCAAUCUGGAAGACUAUUCCAUACGUUGUAUAUAAUUUAAAUUUACGUACAUACAUUUCUGGACCUCCAACUCUUGUAAAUAGUUUUUCAACUCUGUAAAUUUUCCACCACACAAAGUUUUACUUUUUAAAUCGAUCAAUUUAUUUGUAGAGAUCCAGUUUCAAUUUCAAAUGGCUCAAUGUAGAUUUCGUUACUAUUUGUGUUCAGAUAAUUUACUAUGAAUACUAGAGUGGUUUUUUUGCUUAAAUCUGUCAUCAAAUUCAUCUUUAUUUGAUGAAUGAACAGUUGCACUGAUUCUAUAGCGAUAUUGCUUUCAAAAUUGAAAUUGUAAUACCGCUUUGCAUAUCUUCAGAACAAACCAAUUCAUCCACUGAUAGCUUUCCAAUUCUUUGCAAUAAACUAAAAUGUUUGCAACCGUUUGUCGCUAUUCAAUUCAGGGAGUUAUUUAAUGUCUUUUUCAUUUAGGAAUAUAAUUAUUUCAUUCAAGCAUAAAGCAAAACGUUUCAACACCUGGCUACGAUAGUGAAGAUGCUAUUAACAAUAUUGAUAACCAAAUUCAUAAUCUCAACAAAGCGAUUCUUCCUGUAUUAUGCAUUACUACUACACAUUACAUUACAGAAUGGUACUUCUUUGCUAUCGAUCUUAGAAAAUUUCCAUCACUAGCAGCUUCAAGAGCUUUUUCUAACACCUCUUUUGUCCAUUUACCUGGAUAAUAUGAUAUUAUGUCUUAGUAUUCCAUACGGGGUAAUACCGGCCACUGACCGGUUUUGCCCGCUUAGAAUGAUUGACAUAACCUCAAAAUAUGAAAACGAUUUCUUUUGUUUGUCACGAAAAACGUGAAUAACUUUCACAAAAUCUAAUAAACACAUGGGAUACGAUAGUAAAUGUAUAGUAAUGAACUAUACAAAAUCUAUUGAAUGUUAUAAAUCACUUUAAAAUUACCUUUAAUUGUGUUUUUUAUUUUAUAACAAUAAAAUAAGUCCGUACUUUUACACGACUGUCAAACUCACUAAACGAAAUGUCAAAUUGGACUAAAUACCCAAAUAAAAUGUCAUAUAUUGAGAAAUAGAUUCUGUCAAUUUUAUUUGGGUGUCUCUAUAUGACAAAAUGAAAAUCUAACAAUGUAAACGUGGCCUAAAAAUUAUUAUACACAUUUUGAAAAUUAUUAUGUAUAAAACAGUUAGUUGAUAGUAUGAUUUUUGUAACUUUUUGUAUAUUUAUUAUGAUAUAUAAGAAAAAUGUAAUAAUACUUUAUUUACACAAAAUCUAAUUUUGUACAGCUUUAAUAAUAAAAUAUACUUAUA
This is a messenger RNA of Diorhabda sublineata, 5847 nucleotides long. RefSeq lists its product as uncharacterized. Lineage: Eukaryota; Metazoa; Arthropoda; Insecta; Coleoptera; Chrysomelidae. The coding region runs from base 312 to 2834 and encodes 840 amino acids. The transcript is spliced from 8 exons. Gene Ontology annotation, cellular component: nucleus; cytoplasm. Gene Ontology annotation, molecular function: RNA polymerase II transcription regulatory region sequence-specific DNA binding; DNA-binding transcription activator activity, RNA polymerase II-specific. The record is from RefSeq and is a predicted model, not a curated record. Gene Ontology annotation, biological process: positive regulation of transcription by RNA polymerase II.